CAGACGGUACCCGACUGCCGCGCCGCACGCACGCGAGUCAACGAGUGUGCCAGCGGCGAGCUCAGGCGAACGAAAGACGACGGAAGACAUUUCCGGGAAAACGAACGAACCGGGUCCACGGAGGAAAGAAUUCCCAGGGCGCUCGCCGGAGCAGGAGGUUAAAGAAGCGGACCGGAUGAAGUGGGAACUGAAAGACAGGCACUCCAAGUCUCCGCGCGCUUACCAGAUCGUAAGCGAGAGGCCGCAGAUCGCGACCCAGCGCCCGAGCGACGGGGUCGUGUCUCCCAUAGCGAAUAACUACUCGACCGCGGACGUGGCAUGCAUAGACCAGAUGCACGCGGGAGGCAAGGGCGGCGGCCACGGACCCCCGCCGCCGUCGUGGCCCAAGCUGAAGAGCCAGAACCAGCAGAAGAGGCCGACCACACUGAAGCUGGACGUGGGGGCGGCGCAGCGGGCGCCGCCGGAGCGACUGCCCAGCCCGCGGCCGCAGACGGCCACCCUGGACCGGCCGCGCAUCCUCGACAUCGCGCUGCUGGGUAAGAUCGACAUGACGCUGACGCGUAAGGCGCUGCUCUCCAUCUCCAGCCUGUGCGCGAGCGCGCCGGCCGACGCGGCCAAGCGGAACGGCGCGUCGCCCGGAGACGGCCGCGGCGGCAAGUCGCGCAGGUUCGCGGGGGUGGCGGCGGCGGCGGGGGUGGCGCGCCGGGGGCGGCAGCAGCCGGCCGCGGGCCGCUCGUCGCACACCGACGACGACGACGGCACCAGCAGCGGCACGGCGCCGCCCACGCCGCGCCGCCAGCCGGCCAAGAAGCAGCAGCUGAAGGUGCCGGCAGCUCGCAGGCGGCCCGCGCCCGCGGGGGAGGCGGAGGAGGCGCGGGCGGGGGCGGGGGCGGUGCCGCAGCCCUGCACCACGUGCGGCCGCCACGAGCAGCCCGAGCGCCUCCACAGCCACCCGCCUGCCAGGCACCAACAGGCGCCGCAGUCGCAGCCGCAGGCCCAGGCGCCGCCGCAGCCGCCCAAGAGCUCUGUGCGGAAGCCGAUGCCCAUAAACUUCCGCAGCUCCGCCUCGACAGCCCAGCAGCAGCAGCAGACCUCCGCCGCCGCCGUCCCCGCGCCUGACAAGUCCCCCGGCCCGCAGCCGUCCGCCUCCACCACCACCGUCACCGUCGCAGCACCAGCAGCCUCCUCUGCGUCCGCCCCCGCGGCAGCCACCGCAGCCGCAAACGCCCCCGCCGCCCCCAGGGCGCCGGGCCGCCCCCGCACAGUGGUGUGCUACCUGUGUGGACGCGAGUUCGGCACCAAGUCGUACCCGCUGCACGAGCCACACUGCCUCCAGAAGUGGCACCGCGAGAACAGCCUGCUGCCGCCGCAGCUGCAGCGCGAGCCGCCCCAGCGGCCCGACCAGCCACCCACCACCCACCAGUGGAACCACCUGGCCUGGGAGGCCGCCCAGGGGAGCCUGGUGCCUUGCGAAAACUGCGGCCGCACCUUCAACCCGGACCGCCUGGAGGUGCACCAGCGCAGCUGCAAGGUCACCCAGCCCAAGAGGGCGCCUGUCCAUCAGCAGCAACCGCCGCAACAACAACACCAGCAGCAGCAGGAGGAGGCGAAGGGGGCGGGGGAGCCGUUGUCGGCGGCGGCGGCCGCCGCCGUGGCGCGCGUGGGCCACGCCUGCCGCUGGUGCGGCCGGCUGUUCGGCAGCGCGUCGCUGCGCAUCCACGAGGCGCAGUGCGCGCAGCGCCAGGACCGCGCCCCCGCCGCCGCCGCCGCCGCCGCCUCCGGCGCCGCGUCGCCCGCCUCCACGUCGCCGGCCUCCGCCUCCGGCGCCGCCUCCCCGGAGCACCGGCCGCGCGGGCCGCGCAUGCUGCUCUGCUACCUGUGCGGGCGCGGCUUCACGCAGGCGUCGCUGCACAUCCACGAGGCGCAGUGCCUCAAGCGCUGGCACCAGGAGAACGACCGCCUGCCGCCGGCGCAGCGCAGGCCCACACCGGAGCGACCCGCCAUCGUCCUCACAGAGAGCGGCGGCCUCGACCUGGAGGCGACGGUGGAGGCGGCGUGGCAGUCGCACCUGCAGCAGCUGGUGCCGUGCCACGGCUGCGGCCGCACCUUCUACCCGGACCGGCUGGAGGUGCACCGGCGCGCCUGCAAGGGGCAGGGCCGUCGCUGAGGACUCGGUGGCGUGCCCAGAAGUGUCUGGCAAACUGGAGACUGUGUCGUCGUGGCCGUCUGUAACCACUAACUCCAGAGUGUUGUGCGUGGUAACCUAGUUCGAUACAAUUACCUGUGUAUACGAUUAACAUUUAAUAACCUGUGUGAGAAAUUGAAAAGGACUUCUUAAAUUUACAAAAAACCUGAAAUAAAAUUUUUACAAAAUUGG
Messenger RNA from Schistocerca gregaria, 2377 nucleotides. RefSeq names its product zinc finger protein 474-like. Bases 176 to 2167 code for a protein of 663 amino acids. NCBI's taxonomy places the organism in Eukaryota, Metazoa, Arthropoda, Insecta, Orthoptera, Acrididae. The transcript is spliced from 6 exons. The record is from RefSeq and is a predicted model, not a curated record.